This is a messenger RNA of Pelobates fuscus (common spadefoot toad), 603 nucleotides long. RefSeq names its product olfactory receptor 2K2-like. The transcript has a single exon. Bases 1 to 603 code for a protein of 200 amino acids. Gene Ontology annotation, cellular component: plasma membrane. Gene Ontology annotation, biological process: detection of chemical stimulus involved in sensory perception of smell; G protein-coupled receptor signaling pathway. The record is from RefSeq and is a predicted model, not a curated record. Gene Ontology annotation, molecular function: G protein-coupled receptor activity; olfactory receptor activity. NCBI's taxonomy places the organism in Eukaryota, Metazoa, Chordata, Amphibia, Anura, Pelobatidae.
AUGGGAGAAAGUGAAUGUAUUCUUCUGGUUUUCAUGGCAUAUGAUCGCUUUGUUGCAAUUUGCAACCCUUUACGCUAUAGCUUAGUCAUGAACAGAUGGACCUACAUCUGGAUGAUUACUGUCACAUGGACUGUGAGCUGCGUCACAUCAUCAGUUGAUAUUUUCCUUGUAUAUAGAUUAACGUUUUGCAGAUCCAACAUCAUUAACCAUUUCAUUUGUGAAAUCCCUUCACUCUUGCACUUGUCCUGCAGCGAUAUCUCUGUACUUAAUAGCUUGAGAUUGAGUGGAGGUGUAAUCCUCCUUCUGCUGCCAUUCACUGUCAUUAUUUUCUCUUAUUUUAAAAUUAUUAUUGCAAUAAUAAGAAUCCAGUCUGGAAGAUACAAAGCAUUUUCCACUUGUUUUUCACACCUUAUUGUUGUCACCUUGUACUAUGGGACAGCCAUGGUCCUCUACUUGCGACCACGGCUCUCCAGAGCAGAUAACACAGACAAGCUAAUCUCUGUAUUCUAUACUAUAAUCACACCACUGUUAAACCCUUUAAUCUAUAGCCUGAGAAAUAAAGAGGUGCUCAGAGCCAUGAGAAGAUUAGGAAGAAAGCUGUAG